AUGCAGACUGUACCUGGGACGACCACUACGGUAAGAACUUUCAUCAUUGAAUUUUCUCAAGUUUUUGUCUAGCUUUUUCUUUCAAUUUCCUCUAAUAUUUUUGAAUAGGCUAAUCUUUUCUCAUAUUUAUUAUCUUCUUUUCUUUGCUCCUUUUUCGGCAGAUAAUAAUUAUCUAUUCGGAUAAGGUAGCCUGAGAAGUUGGUCAUAUUUUUCCUUUUUUUUUUUUGACAAAGCUGAGAAUAUUUAUAAUUUUUUUAACUGAAGGCCGAGCUUCUUGUACAGUUCUAUCUUAAAAAUCAUAAAUUUCCUCUGAAGCUUGCUUUGAAAAACUAUAUAUAGUCUGUGUGCCACGACUUGAAAUUUCACGGAACGACGUUCCGCUGUUCCGCUGCGUGCUUUGCGAACCUUGGUCGCGCUCAAAAUUUUUUUUUUCUUAUAUCAAGGUUCUUUAUUCUCAUGUGCUCGCACAGCAAUAACAAUAAAUUGAAAGCGUGACCUAGAUUCGGAAGACGCUUCGCGAACGCACGCAGCGGAACCGCGGAAUGUCGUUCCUUGAAUUUUUAAGUCGUGGCACCCAGACUAUAUUGUUUUUUCAAAUGAUUAAGCAGAUAGACGGAAAAAAUGUUGAAUGUUGAAUAAAUUGGUAAUUUUGGUGUUUCACUACGAGAUCAAAGAUUAAAAAUUGUCACAUUUCUGUAAUUUUAUAGCCUUUUCACCCAGAAAAUUCUCAUUAAUUUGAUCAAGGCAUUGAAAUAAAUGAAAAACUUCCUAGAGAGAUUUUUUAUUCAAUGAUCUUGGAUUCCAGACCCCCAUGAUCCCGAUAACUUCAACAACACCGUUCGUUUCCACAACCACAACCACAACUCCGACGCCAAGUUUGUUUUUUUAAACGUGUUUCCCUGUAAUUUUAAACUUCAGUUGACUGCCGUUCAUGCGAUCUCAGCCAACUGAAUAAGCCUCCGCUUGAAUUCAACAAUGAAACUCCGGCUGUUUACACGUGGGUUUUUGAAAAGAAAAAGUAGAAAAUUGGCAUUUCUCAAGCUUUCUUUCUUAGUUAUCAAAAGCUUUCAGAAAAUGAAAAUAUGUAGUUUAUUAGGAAGAAAGGCCUCCUUCCGAAUUUUAAUCUCUUCCAUUCGAAAAAAAAAACAGAUUCAGUCUUGGAAACUGAAGCUAAAGGUUGUCUGUUUUGCAGUUCAUAGCCUGUCAUAAUCAUUAUUUUUCCUGAACUACUCUCACUUAAAAGCAGAAAAAGUCCUAUUUUACCGGAAAAGUCGUAAGUUCAUAUUUUGAUGUUUUCUUUCAAGAAAAAGGACUUUUUCCUGCUUUCUAGUCGCUCUGUUAUAGUCUGUGUGCCAGGACUUGAAAUUUCACGGAACGAAAUUCCGCAGUUCCGCUGCGUGCGUUCGCGAAGCGUCUUUCGAAUCUAGGUCACGAUUUCGAUUGAUUGUUAUUUCUGUGGGAGUACAUGAACGUAGAGUAGCUUGAUAAAAGGAAAAAAUUAAAAGCGCAAAGGCGCGCAGCGGCACACCGGAAUGUCGUUCCGUGAAAUUCCAAGUCGUGGUACACAGACUAUAUCUAAAUUUUUGUUCGGCUUCAUAUUUUCAACACUUCUUUAUGUUUUCUUUGAAAAAUAUUAUUAUGAAAAGCCUUAAAAGCGUCAUAAACCAGCAAGAGACGUUUCUAUUAGCUUUUUACAGAAAACUUCUUUUUGGCUUUUUUUUUUUUGAGCUUUACCACUGUAACUUUUAUACCCUUUCACUGAGAGAAAAACCUAUUCAAAAGUAACUUUGAAUAAAUUCUUGAAGGCUUGGCUCACCGACAAACGAUAACUGCGUGACGGCGAAUGCAGUUUGCUCAGUCGCCCCGGGCAGCUCCGGAUUCUUAACUUUCGUGAGAAAAUCCAAUUUCUUUUAAAAUCAUUUUGACGUCGUUUCCAGCUUUACACUGAAUUUGGAGGAGGCGUAGCUCUGAUGCCGGGCCAGGAUACGGCCAUGUUGAUCUGUAACAGCGAUGGAAAAUGGUCUUAUACGCAGUCUGGAGUUACACUCAACCCGUCAGUUUUCGAUCAGUUUCUGACCGAAAUCUGAAGAGAUUAGCACUAUUUUCAAGCCUUCUUAUUCGAUAUUGAAAGAUAUAUGGUCUUUUUAAAAAGAGAUUGUUUUUCUGUCACAGUAAGAUUUUUAAAUCAAACUAAGAUCAACAAAUUUUGUUUAAACUAAUAUAAAGUAACCUUUUACAACAGAAUCGUCGGCGUUCAGUGCUCACAAGAGUUUGUUACAACCGAUUCGACUACAAGCUCUACUUCAACCACAACCUCAACCUCAACCUCAACGUCUUCGACUACAACCACAACUCGACCCGGUACGUCAACAACGAGCAGUACUUCUUCGACGUCGAGCUCAACGAGUACAACCACCCCUAGUACUACUAGCUCGACCUCAACUUCUACUAGUACUACUCCUAGCACUACUAGCACAACUCCAAGUACCACUUCAACUUCCUCAACUACUCCUAGUACUACGUCGACCUCGACCAGUACAACUACUCUUAGUACUACUAGCACAACUCCUAGCACAACCUCCACCUCAACCUCUACUCCUAGUACUACUACCACAACUCCUAGCACGACUACAUCUUCUACCUCGACCUCUACCUCUACUAGCACUUCUACCACAACUCCUACCACUACUAGCACUACUCCUAGCACAACCUCAUCUUCUACCUCAACUUCAACUUCAACUAGUACUUCUACCACUACUCCUACCACUACUAGCACUACUCCUAGCACAACCUCAUCUUCUACCUCAACUUCAACUUCAACGAGUACUUCUACCACUACUCCUACCACUACUAGCACAACUCCUAGCACAACUUCAACCUCUGCCUCAACAAGUACUUCUACUACAACUCCCACUACGACCUCAACCUCAACCUCGACUUCAACCUCUACUAGCACGUCUACUACAACACCCACUACGACCUCAACCUCAACCUCAACCUCCACUAGCACCACUACUCCUUCCACUACCACCACACUUGGUUUCUCUUCGCUUUUCCUUCUGUCCAGUCGUUCCUAACUAAAAUUCUCUUUUUAGGAGGAUGUGGAUUCUGUUCCGCCGCUCAGCUGACCCAAACGCCUGCUCCUAUAAAUAUGGAAGUUGCUGCGGUCUACCAGUCAGUUUGAUCUGGAUUUCUUUUGGAAUCGAUGAUUUUUCAGACCAGGACCCGCGAACCAAGGCUGUGUGGUAAUCAACGCCAUCUGCACUUUGAUACCACCUAAUCAAUCUUUCGUGCCUACCGUGAGUUACUUGAACUCGAGAAAAGUAUCACUGGCAAGAUGUUUCAGUAGCUCUGAAGAAGUAUAUGAAUCACAAAAUGGAGAUUUAUCAUUUUCAGCUUUAUACGGCGACUAGACAAAUUUCGUUACCGCCGGACGUAGCCACGACUGAACUGAUCUGUGGAGCCGACGGCGCCUGGACUUUUACUUUAGGCGGCGUAACAAUUGAUAGGUACGGAAGUUGAUUUUUUUUUUCUCGAACUAUUCUUUUUUCAGUGUUGUUGGAGUCAUGUGCGCUCAAAUCGCUUGA
This is a messenger RNA of Caenorhabditis auriculariae, 3587 nucleotides long. The record is from the annotation of a GenBank genome assembly. Lineage: Eukaryota; Metazoa; Nematoda; Chromadorea; Rhabditida; Rhabditidae.